AUGCCGCAUCUGCCGAUCGACAAGCUGAGAAGACUUGUCGGUAUCGACUUGAGCAAUAAUCUUAUUAAAAUGUUCGAUGUGCCUCUCUUUUCGGGUGAAAGAUCAGUGGUGUCCCUGAAGAACAACAGCAUCGCGGUAGUUACGAUGGAGAGCCUAGAGGAGAUCAGAGAACGAUCGCGAGGUGAACACAUGUACUUUAUCGAUGAUAACCCAUUUCGCUUGUAUCCAGAUCUCCGAAAUGUCAAUCUGAGGCACAAUCGACUUCAAUCAAUCGACAAGAUCUUCACGGAAGCUCUGCGGAAUCUCCGAGUACUCUAUGUCGAGCACAACAAAUUGGAACGUCUAAACCCUCCGCUGGAAACUGACGUGAAUUUUUCCAUAGCUCUCUCGGGCAGCUCGUGGAUCUGUGACUGCAGGAUGAGGAACUUCAAGUUGUUCCUCGAUGGGAAUGCGCAGAGGAUUUCAGAUUAUUCCACCAUAGAAUGUGACAGCCUGGCUGCGAUGUUCGGUCUCUUGAUGCUCGCGGUGACCUUAUGCUACAAGAACAGGAACCUCAUGGCAGCGUGUCUCCACUUUCAUGCCAACCCCCUCUAUCACUGUCUCUUCCGCGAUGUCGAUUCGGACGGUACGAGAAAAUUCGAUGCGUUCCUCUCCUAUGCAUCUCAAGACCGCGAAAUCGCCAUGGAGAUCCUCCACGGGCUCGAGUCGGACACAGCCGGAAAAAACAAGCGGAUCGAGGUCCCAUUCAAGGUGUCCUUCCACGAGCGUGACUUCGUCCCCGGGAAAACGAUCGAUUGGAACAUUCGGAACGCCGCGCGAAACGCCCACCGGACGAUAAUCAUUCUUUCGAAAGAAUUCCUCGAUUCCGCGUGGUUCCAAAUUGAACUUCAAGCAGGCUACGACAGAAUGUUGAAGGAUCGCGUUAACUGCUUGAUCAUCAUCUUGAAAGGUAAUCUUCCACCCAUCGAGAGUCUUGAUGAGAGGCUCCGGGGUAUCCUCAAAACAAGAACGUAUCUCGUCUAGGGUGAACCAUGGUUCUGGAGAAAAUUAAUAUAUGCGAUGCCUCAUAGGAGGUGUUGCGAACGUUCCCGGGGAUAUCCCUCUCAAUCAGAAAUCUGGUAA
Galendromus occidentalis (western predatory mite) is the source of this 1122-nucleotide messenger RNA. Its product is annotated as protein toll-like. The record is from RefSeq and is a predicted model, not a curated record. The transcript is spliced from 3 exons. NCBI's taxonomy places the organism in Eukaryota, Metazoa, Arthropoda, Arachnida, Mesostigmata, Phytoseiidae. Gene Ontology annotation, molecular function: protein binding; signaling receptor activity. Gene Ontology annotation, cellular component: plasma membrane. Gene Ontology annotation, biological process: signal transduction; innate immune response.